AUGGCCAACGGUAACGAACAUAAUGUAUACUUUGGUCCGGAUGCGCUCAAGAAGUACUUUGACCCCGACUCCCAGCCUCCUUUGCCGCUGGUGGAGCUGCCCCAGCGAUUGAAUCCAUACCACCAGGACGGCGUACGGAUCUAUGCCAAAAUGAUGACCAUGCACCCGGCAAACAAUGUGAAAGCCAUGCCAGCGAUGAACAUGCUUGAGUCCGCUGUGGUGCCAGGCAGGACGAAGACGAUUGUCGAAUACAGCUCGGGAUCCACCGUGAUCUCAAUGUCUAUGAUCGCUCGUGUGAUGCACGGCAUUAGCGACACGCGAGCCUUCUUGAGUAACAAGACCAGCGAGGCCAAGCUACGGUUGAUGCAAUUUUUUGGCCUUCACAUCACGCUGUUCGGUGGCCCGUCUCAACCGGAACCAUAUGAUGAGCGCGGAGGUAUCCAAAAUGCCCGCGUAAUGGCCACACGGUCCAAUGAUAUUGUCAACCCCAACCAGUAUGAGAACGAUGACAACUGGCAUGCACACAUCCGGUGGACCGGCCCCCAGAUACUCAAGCAGCUCCCGGAGAUCAAUGUGAUUUGUGCUGGCAUGGGCACCUCUGGCACAAUGACCGGAUUGGGGACUUACUUCCAAGGAGCCAAGCCAUCUGUGUUACGGCUCGGUGUCUGCACUGCGCCAGGGGACCGGGUCCCGGGACCACGGUCAUUUGCCCUAAUGAAGCCCGUGGAGUUCCCCUGGAGGGACGCACUGGAUGCGCUCGAAGAAGUCAACUCACAUGACUCAUACUCCUUAUCCUUGGACUUGUGUCGAGAAGGGAUCGUCUGUGGGCCGUCAUCCGGGUUUAAUUUGACAGGCCUCUUCCAGAUGCUAGAGAAACGGAAAGCUGCCGGUACCUUGUCACAGCUAGUGGGACCAGAUGGUUCCGUUCACUGUGUGUUCCUCUGUUGCGAUCUGCCAUAUCAAUACAUUGGCGAGUACUUUCAGAAACUAGGGCCCGAGAAGUUCCCUCCGAUUCAAAAUCAGAGCCUCGCUUGCGUUGAUCUUUACCGAUAUGAUGAGAGCUGGGAGAGGAGCCCCGUCGUAUUGUUCACUCAUUAUUACGAAUCCCCCCGGUGCUUUUCGCCCAACCUCUUGAGCGGCAUGGUACUCCGACCUCUGUGCUGCAUCUUGGACUUGAGAACAGCGGUGGACUUUGCCACUUGGAACCUUCCGGGAUCAGUGAGCAUUCCCCUGCAGAGCCUGGACUCUCAUACGCCCAGGCCAUUCUCUGAGCCAGUUGUGCUGAAGGCGCAGUGGCUGGAGCUGGAAGCAUUGUUCAGCAACGAGGGCGUUCUUAGUAAACUGAACGCCCAUCACGUCCUGGUGAUCUGUUACAAUGGAGAUACCGCGCGGGUAGCCACCAGUGUGCUGCGAGCGAAGGGGAUCGAAGCGGACAGUCUCCGGGGAGGAUACCAAGCGUUGAAGGACCAUAUGCUGUGGGGAAGCGGCGGAAUGGCGUCGGAGAUUAUUGGCAAAGCAGGGAAGAAGAACGACGAGGCGCCGGCGGGUUUCGCGGCGCUCCCGGUCACGGACCCACACUAG
Molecule: messenger RNA, 1581 nt
Organism: Aspergillus ibericus CBS 121593
Lineage: Eukaryota; Fungi; Ascomycota; Eurotiomycetes; Eurotiales; Aspergillaceae
Product: putative cysteine synthase B
Exons: 3
Coding region: 1-1581 (526 amino acids)
Cellular component (GO): cytoplasm
Molecular function (GO): cystathionine beta-synthase activity; cysteine synthase activity
Source: RefSeq, a predicted model, not a curated record